Molecule: messenger RNA, 774 nt
Organism: Physella acuta
Lineage: Eukaryota; Metazoa; Mollusca; Gastropoda; Physidae
Cellular component (GO): nucleus; cytoplasm
Source: RefSeq, a predicted model, not a curated record
ACAUUUUUUAAUAUUUUGCUUUUUUUAGUAGCUUGCAGUGUGGCUGCAUUUUAAUCAAAUGGACACUCCUAAUGUAGAUAAUAAAGGAGUCCUUGCUUUGAAACGCUUACUUCAAAGGUUCUUUAAAAAGCUUGUAACUGGGAUACCACAACUGGAGGUUGCAGAAACUAAUUGUAAAAAACAGGUAGCCUCCCUUGCCAACUUGUUGGAACAGUAUGAGUCAACUGUCAAACUUGAUUCAAGGGGGAUGACAAUUGUGACUUUGUUUCCAGAUAUUCAGACUUCAUUACUAGUCAAAAUUUCACAAGAAGUAGAUGCUAAGGUCACCAUACUGCAGCAACAUAUGACACCAUUCAAAGAGCUUCAGGAAGGUGCUUAUAAGGCUAGGACUGAUGCCUUAAAACUUUGUAAAACAUACAACAGCUGCCUUAAUGCACAUGAUUUUAUCAUGGGGGAGCCUUCUAUUCCACCUGUUGCAGCUAUGUUGAAUUGGCUGGACGACAUUGAAAAACAGUUGCGACAGUACUACUGCUGCCGUGUGUUCUAUCUGAACAAUAUCCUGGAUGAAGAAAUCAUCAAUUCAAAUAAUCUAACCACACUGUGGACAGAGCACAGCAAACAGCUUUUCAAUACAAUCAAAGAAUGUGAAGAAAAAACAGUAUUUUUUCUGGACACCAAACUAUAAGUCAUAGGUUGGACCAAGAGACAGCAAUAGAGUUGUUCAAGUUCCAGUGCAGUUCAUUCUAAAGCUUUUUCUAUGCAUGGUUUGUAGGC